Molecule: messenger RNA, 1963 nt
Organism: Apaloderma vittatum (bar-tailed trogon)
Lineage: Eukaryota; Metazoa; Chordata; Aves; Trogoniformes; Trogonidae
Product: utrophin-like
Exons: 14
Biological process (GO): synaptic signaling
Cellular component (GO): plasma membrane
Molecular function (GO): zinc ion binding
Source: RefSeq, a predicted model, not a curated record
UGGCCGAACUGGGAAAAUUCGAGUGCAGUCCCUGAAAAUUGGCUUGAUGUCCCUUUCUAAGGGCCUUCUGGAAGAGAAGUACCGCUAUCUCUUCAAGGAGGUGGCAGGCCCCACAGAAAUGUGUGACCAGAGGCAGCUGGGCCUGCUGCUUCACGAUGCUAUCCAGAUCCCACGGCAGCUUGGGGAAGUGGCAGCCUUCGGUGGCAGCAACAUUGAGCCCAGCGUGCGCAGCUGCUUCCAACAGAACCACAAUAAGCCAGAAAUAACUGUAAAGCAAUUUAUAGAUUGGAUGCGCUUAGAGCCGCAGUCUAUGGUAUGGCUACCAGUUUUACAUCGUGUGGCAGCUGCAGAAACAGCAAAACAUCAGGCCAAGUGCAAUAUCUGCAAAGAGUGUCCAAUUGUUGGCUUUAGGUACCGGAGCUUAAAACAUUUCAACUAUGACGUCUGUCAGAGCUGUUUCUUUUCUGGCCGUACGGCAAAGGGGCAUAAAUUACAUUACCCAAUGGUGGAGUAUUGUAUACCCACGACAUCAGGGGAGGAUGUACGAGACUUCACGAAGGUGCUGAAGAAUAAGUUCCGGUCAAAGAAGUAUUUUGCAAAGCAUCCGCGACUUGGCUACCUACCUGUGCAGACAGUAUUGGAGGGUGACAACCUGGAGACUCCUAUCACUCUCAUCAGUAUGUGGCCAGAGCAAUAUGAUCCUUCCCAGUCUCCACAGCUGUUUCAUGAUGACACACACUCCAGGAUAGAGCAGUAUGCUACCAGGCUCGCACAGAUGGAGAGGACCAAUGGCUCCUUCCUCACGGACAGUAGCUCCACCACAGGAAGCGUAGAGGAUGAGCAUGCCCUGAUCCAGCAAUAUUGUCAGACGUUGGGAGGAGAGUCGCCUGUGAGUCAGCCACAGAGUCCUGCUCAGAUACUCAAGUCAGUGGAAAAGGAAGAGCGAGGAGAGUUGGAGCGCAUCAUUGCUGACCUUGAGGAAGAGCAAAGGAGUCUGCAGAUAGAAUAUGAGCAACUAAAGGAGCAACAUCUUCGGAGAGGAAUAAACCCUCUUGCGUCACCUCCAGACUCCAUUGUGUCGCCUCAGCAUGCUUCUGAAGAUGCGGAGCUCAUUGCUGAAGCUAAACUCCUAAGGCAACAUAAAGGGCGCCUGGAAGCAAGGAUGCAAAUAUUAGAGGAUCACAAUAAACAAUUGGAGUCCCAGCUUCACCGGCUACGGCAGCUACUUGAGCAGCCUGAAUCCGACUCCCAGGUUAAUGGCGCUUCCCCCUGUGCUUCGCCCCAGCACUCUGCCCUGGGUUACCCGCGUGAGCAAGAGACAAGCUCACACUUUCAUCAGACAGAUGACUUGUUAGUUCCACCUCAUGAUACCAACACAGAUCUAACAGAUGUUAUGGAGCAAAUCAACAGCACAUUUCCAGCUUGCUGCUCAAGUUUCACUGGCAGACCACAGGCAAUGUGAAGAGGUCAUUUGGACGUUGACCAGUACUUCCUGACAGGCAGUACAGCCCUUUUCUACAAACCACCGAUCGUGAGUUCCGCUUCAUCAGAAGGCUGCAUGGGACCCUGGAACAUGCUCUUCGCUCUGACUGCGUGUUCUACUUGAAAUAGUAACACACUGAAUACCCAAAGACGAGGAUGUUGUUUUUAUAGUAUUGUUUUAUUUUCUUCUUCUUCCCUUUCUAUGCAACUGUAAAUUAAUGAGCAGUGGAGUAUUUGUCACUGAUUUGUAUAAAUAUACAGCCGCGGGAAAAGGGGCAGGGGCUUUAUAUACGUUCUUUUUGAUAAUCGUAAAGAGAACUGCAUAAGGAGUUUGGAGCAAAAUGUUACAUUUAUACAUUCCUUUGCUUUUACAUUGUAAAAUACCCUUAGUUAUGUUCUCACACAUUUAACGUUCUGUACUGAUUAUUUAUACGCUAACCAUCUGACCACACAGAUUUCAGAAUACACUUGAAUUGUUUUC